GAGCAUCAGAGAGCGGUUCUUCUCCAGAGAGUCGGUACCAUGGAUGUAUAAUAAGCUCCGUACCCCUCGGUACCCACCCCACCCCGCUGGACCCAGCUGCUGCAGCACCUCCUGCACCUGUGAUGUAGCCCCCCUCUCCCGAUGGCCACGCUGAGGGUCUUUCUGCUCGGCUGCCUCGUGUCCUCGGCCACCUGGUCGGUGCUGCUGCUGCUCUACUUCUCUUUAGGGGCGGAGCCACGGCCCCCCCUGAAGCCCCGCAGCCAGUCAAUCACCAGAGACCUGGCCCCACGGGGGGCGGGGCCUCGGCUGCAGCCGUCCAAUCGGGGAGCAGAGCUAUCGCCGGAAAUGGGGAUGAUCUUUAACGAGGCUGAUCAGGAGCUCAGGGACUCGGGUUACCAUCGACACGCCUUCAACGUCCUGAUCUCCACCAGACUGGGGUCUCACAGAGAGCUGCCGGACACCAGAGACCCCCAGUGUCGUGAUAAGGCCUACCCUCCGGAUCUACCUUCUACCAGCGUAGUGAUCUGCUUCUUCAACGAGGCGCUGUCCGCCUUGCUGAGGACGGUGCACAGCGUGUUGGAACGCACCCCGACCGCCCUGCUGCACGAGGUCAUCCUGGUGGACGACCACAGCGAGCUGGAGGAGCUGCAGGAGGAGCUGGAGCGUCAUGUGGGGGGGGAGCUGAAGGAGAGAGUAAAGCUGGUGAGGAACCAGAGGAGGGAAGGACUCAUCCGAGGACGCAUGAUAGGAGCCUCACACGCGACCGGUGAGGUGCUGGUGUUCCUGGACUCUCACUGCGAGGUGAACAGGGAUUGGCUGCAGCCGCUGCUCACCCCCCUGCUCAGAGACCAUCGUACGGUGGUCUGCCCCGUGAUCGACAUCAUCUCAGCCGACACGCUCUCCUACUCGCCCUCCCCCCUCGUGAGGGGGGGCUUCAACUGGGGGCUGCACUUUAAGUGGGAUCCCGUCCCCCCCGCGGAGCUCAGCGGGCCCCAGGGGGUCACCGGACCAAUCAGGUCUCCCACCAUGGCCGGCGGUCUGUUUGCCAUAAACAGGAAGUACUUUAACGAGCUCGGCCAAUACGACGCGGGCAUGGACAUCUGGGGCGGGGAGAACCUGGAGAUCUCCUUCAGGAUCUGGAUGUGUGGCGGUCAGUUAUUGAUCAUCCCCUGCUCCAGAAUCGGACACAUCUUCAGGAAGAGGAGACCCUACGGAUCCCCGGGUGGGGGGGAUACCAUGGCCCACAACUCACUAAGACUGGCUCAUGUGUGGAUGGAUGAGUACAAGGAGCAGUUCCUGUCUCUGCGUCCGGAGCUGCGUGACCGUGGUUACGGAGACGUCAGUGAUCGUGUUGCGUUGAGGGAGCGUCUGCAGUGUAGGACGUUCCGCUGGUACCUGGACACCGUUUACCCCGAGAUGCAAACGCACGGAAACAAACACCUGCCUGUGUUCAACAACAAGAGCCUGAGGAGGCCCAAAGUCCUGCAGCGAGGACGGUUGCGCUCACUCUCGUCGGGGGGGUGUUUGGGGGCCCUGGGCCGCGCGAGUCAGAAGGGGGGGGGCGUGGUGCUGAGGACAUGUGACCCCCGAGACCCCGAGCAGGUGUGGUCGUACGAUGAGGACGGCCAGCUGCUUCUCGCCUCUCUCUUGUGUUUCGACGUCUCUGAGGUCCGGACCCUGGACCCCCCCCGCCUGAUGAAGUGCCACGGCUCGGGGGGGUCUCAGCAGUGGAGCCUGGGGAAGUCCAACCGGCUGUACCAGGUUUCCGUUGGUCAGUGUCUCUCCGUCUCUCGACCAAUCAGGCCGAAGGGUUCUGUUUCCAAGGGUUCCAUUACCAUGGCGAUCUGCGACGCCUCAGAGGAUCAGCAGUGGCAGCUGGAGGCCUGAGCGGCCAAUCAGAAUCCUCCGUCACUUCAGAACUUCCUGUUUCCUCAGGACGGCUUCAACCAAUCAGAAAACUCCAACCAAUCAGGACGACUUCAACCAAUCAGAAAACUCCAACCAAUCAGGACGACUUCAACCAAUCAGAAAACUCCAACCAAUCAGGACGACUUCAACCAAUCAGCAGAUUUUACUCUGAAAUUAAUUUGAUUUGAAUGGAAACAGAGUGAAAGAUGGGACCGACUGUAGGGUUUAAACCCUGCAGACCCUCACCCUUAAACUGAGGGUCUACAGGAGGGUCUAACUAACCCUUAAACUGAGGGUCUACAGGAGGGUCUCACUAACCCUUAAACUCAGGGUCUACAGGAGGGUCUCACUAACCCUUAAAAUGAGGGUCUACUGGAGGGGUCUAACCAACCCUUAAACUGAGGGUCUACUGGAGGGUCUCACUAACCCUAAUGAACUCCUUCCUUCAGUGUUACUGGAACAGAAGAGACCCAGGGCGUUAUCUAUUGAGAGAGGAUGAAAUGUAGUCACCCUGAUCAGCAGGGACUGAAGACGAUGUGUUUGUAUUCUGAUAUUAAUCUGACCGUUUUAAAUGUGUCAUUUCAUCAACACAUGUCUGACUGUGAGGACAUGGUGUACCCCUUCUCCUGACUGCAGGUGUGUUUUCUAAUAUCAAACCUAUGUGAAAGUGUUUGUUAACAGCUCUUCUAAGUUUUAGCAGCUUUGAAGUCCAAUAAAAAACAUUCUAAAGAA
This is a messenger RNA of Gymnodraco acuticeps, 2640 nucleotides long. It is a transcript of the gene galnt11, whose product is annotated as UDP-N-acetyl-alpha-D-galactosamine:polypeptide N-acetylgalactosaminyltransferase 11 (GalNAc-T11). Gene Ontology annotation, biological process: regulation of Notch signaling pathway. Gene Ontology annotation, molecular function: Notch binding. Lineage: Eukaryota; Metazoa; Chordata; Actinopteri; Perciformes; Bathydraconidae. Gene Ontology annotation, cellular component: Golgi apparatus. The record is from RefSeq and is a predicted model, not a curated record.